This is a messenger RNA of Gadus macrocephalus (Pacific cod), 5585 nucleotides long. It is a transcript of the gene cep162, whose product is annotated as centrosomal protein 162. Gene Ontology annotation, biological process: cilium assembly. The record is from RefSeq and is a predicted model, not a curated record. Gene Ontology annotation, cellular component: centriole; axonemal microtubule; centrosome. The transcript has 29 exons. The coding region runs from base 636 to 5255 and encodes 1539 amino acids. NCBI's taxonomy places the organism in Eukaryota, Metazoa, Chordata, Actinopteri, Gadiformes, Gadidae.
AAUCAGAUCAAUGUUGUUAUCCCGGCUUAUGUCGCGGGAACUGUAACUAUACACACAUUUUACAAUAAAGCGCUAUCGAGCCUUCUUUUCUAAUGAAUUGGUGAGUUUUGUUUUCGUGCAACAUAACCCGAAUUACAUCCAACUACUGAAUGAUAAUCCUCUGGUCGAUCCUGGUCGACUAGUGACUGUGACUGGCGAGGUAGCUAGGCGAGUUAACGUUACCCACUGAGUCUGCUAGGUGAUCGACCAACAUGAGGAACGCUGUUGAGUUUAAUGUCUGUUCAGUUAAUGUCUGACUAUUGUGUAGAACUGUUCUGCUGGAGGAGAAACAACCCUAGCUCUGAUUAACUACUCUGCGAUAUCAGAAGUCUACAUGUUUUGACCACUUCUUUAACCUAUCUCCGAUAACUUAAUGUAACCUUGACCUCAUUCACUAAUGUUACAUUUACCACCAUGUGCUGAUGUAAAGUUAUUAGUUGAUUGUUACAUAUACUGAAUGUCUCCAAAGUAAACCUGGUCUCCCAAUUAUGGUGGGCUAGUAUGUAGAAUUCAAUCACCCUUACUACUAUAACGUUACUAACGUUACUACAAACCGAUGUUGUCUACAUGAGCUCUGUCCUUCAGGAAGCAUACAGAUGGCGUCUCAUCGAAUGACCAAUGAGGAGCUUGACGAACAGUUUGAGCAGUUCUUGAAGGAGUCUUUUUCAGAUGAGUCUGGAGAUGUGGGUGGAUCUGCUAAGAGGACCAGUGUUCUGGAUAGCCUGGGAAAGACCAGUAGCCAGAGGCCAGCCAAGAAAGCUGCCAUUAGCUCCCGGCCGUGGUGGCAAGAUGAGGACUAUGAUGAUAACGCUGGAGGAACUGGGAGAGAAAAUAAAUUUGGCAAGGGUAGAUUUAUAAAGGUCAAAAAGCCAGGGGCUGAAAACACUGAGGAUGAAGACAAGCCAGGCCUACCGCAACAGGCGGUCAGCCCAGAGCCCCCUUAUAAGCCCAUCCCCAAACCACGCAACACCAAAGCUGUAAUACAGAAACCCAAGCAGGAGGCUCCUCAAAGGGAGUCCUGGCGUCCAGACGGAGACUCCAGAUCUGGUAGUCAGGGGAGCGUCACACAAACAAGAAGCUCCCAUAGCCCACCAGGAGAUGCUUCUCCCAAUAAGUUGAGCUCUUGCGAUGAAAUGCUACCGGACAGGGAAAGCGAAUCCCAAUGCAGCGAUGAAGAUGGGUCAUCCAGGAGAUCAUUCCAGAAGUCUUCCAGGAAAUCCCAGCCAAUCAGAGAGGAGGAGGAAGAAGAGUUUCUAGGUCAAAUGGCCUUCAGCGACGAGGAGCGCCAACAAGGUGUGCCCAGCAGGGUUAGACAAGAGCCUGAGGACUCAAUGCUGGCAUCGGGGCCUGACCUGACCCCAGGAGGGCCGGGCUUGGAGACCCUGGAGGAGGAGGAAGAGAAGGCCCGCUUCUUUGCACAGCUGGAGGCGGGGGCCUCGUCCACCCUGGACUACUCCCGCCUCAACAGAGACCUGGACUCCCCGAGGUCCACCCCCGCCCAGAGCCUUAGGAAACCAGAGGAGGCCGGGGAGGGAUCUGAGGAGGAUGAAAAGCCAGCCACUGAAGGGAUCUCUCAAGCGUGUGCAGACUCCCCCGACUACAGUGAUAACUUUGAAGAAGACGAGAAAGAGAAGGAGCCUGCAGAGACGAUGCCACCAAUAUCUUCCUUGGAUGCCAAAGGAUCUCUCUACGAUUCUCUUGACUCUAACGACAGAAGGGCCCCGUCCACGCAGCUACGAGGGAAGGACCCGGCCUUCUCGUCGGACAAAGGUCAGUCUUAUGGACAGAGCUGUGGUAGUGAGAUGGAGGCUCUCCAAGAGGCCUACAGACAGAUAAGCGAUGCUCCGGGCGUCACGGAGGAUAGGGUAGACGGCCGGCGCAGCAGACCCUCUACCUCUGCCUCCCCCCUGGAACAGUCCCGGGGAGACCUCCUCCCAGCCUCUACCAACGGGUCGGAGCUGCCCACCGCUGAAGAGCUGAUGAGGCCGAUCCGACCGGAGACAAGCGACUACAUCCAAGGCUUGCCCCUCAAGCCCAGCAGCCGCCCAGGGACGGGCCUGGACCUGAGGCCUGGCAGCGCUGAGCCGAGGCACGCGGGCGUGAAGUCGGGCCCUGUGGCAGAGCCGUGGCGAGAACGGCGGUCCUCCGGGUCCCUGUCCCCAGACACCCCUCUCCGCAGGCAGCCGCUGAGCAUCAGAGAGGAGGUGGAGCGGCUGAUGGAAGACCAGGACCGGGAACACCACAGCCAGAGUCCCAUCCCAUCCACACAGGCCAGCAGAGCUAAGCAGAAGCCCCGUGGUGGCACCGCCGGCCGGCCCUCUCUGUCGUCCACCAGGAAGUCAACGGUAACCUCCGCCCUGCGGGGUUCCAAGGCCAAGGAGGAGGGCCGCUCUGCCAUGGCCUGCAGGUUCUCCAGACCCAACAGGCCCACGGUCAAGGGGAAAGCAUCUCCGCCUCCCACCCAGAGGAAGCCAGUCGCUCGGGUGCAACACAGCCCCCCGCCAAUCAAGGGCAUCCCUGAGAACGCAGGUCUUCAGGUGAGCGGCGACCUGGUCGCGUCCGUCCAGUCCUUCGCCGCCUUCCUCCAACAGCAGGUCGCCACGGCUACCUGGGAUGUCAACGCUCGCAGGGACGUGGCCACAGGAGUCAAGGGGCUUUCAGACAGCAAUGUUGAGGAGGGCUCUAUGGUCCAGGGACUUGCCCACAAGGAAAUAGACCACCUGUCCCACAAGCAGAUAGACCAUCCUUCCCAGAAGGAGAGAGACCUUGCCCAGAGGGAGAGAGACCUGGCCCAGAGGGAGAGAGACCUGGCCCAGAAGGAGAGAGACCUUCACCUGAGACUGGAGGAGGUGGAGAUGCAGCACAGGGAAGACCUCGGUGCUGUCAAACAGGAGAACUAUGUUCUGCAGAGCAAGCUGCGCAAGGCCGAGUCCAGCCAGGGGGGCCAGCGGUGGGGCGAGGCUGCAGACCCGAUGACCAUGGACAGGCUCCAACUCCUGGAGAAGGAAGUGCAGCAGCAAGAGACCAUCAUCCAGGGGUACCACAAGGAAAACGAGAAGCUUUGCUGGGAGAUGAAGGCCCAGCAGACUAGGAGUAGAGCCACAGAAGAGGCCAUGUUUGCAGAGAACCAGAGGUUGCUGAACGAGCUACGGCUUGCAAAAGAGCAGCUGAAGAACAUGCCAGGGACGCCACUGAAUGCCUGCCCAAUGGAGCACACCCAGCGCAUCACAGAGCUCCUGACUCACAUGGAGGUUAUUCAGAAGAGCGAAGCCAAGUGGUCAGAGGAGAGCCGCAGCCUCCGGCAGCAGAAGCAGGCCCUGGAGGUGGACCUCCAGCUGAUGAAGAAGGAGAAAGACCUGCUGAAGGCCCAGGUUCUCUCAUCCUCAGGUGACCCCGGCGCUGUGCUGGGCGUGCGGGGGGACGGCCACAGAGAGGAGGUGGCCGCGCUGCAGAAGAAGCUCCACUGGUACGCUGAGAACCAGCAGCUCCUGGACCGCGAUGCCGCCCGGCUGAGGGCCGCCAGCGACGAGACCCGGCAGCUCAAGGAGCAGUUAGAAAACCUAAAGAUAGAGGUGAGGAAAAGCAGCAGUCAGCAACACACCAAGGCCAAGGAGAAGACCGGAGACGCUAAAAAGAUCCAGGCCUUGGAGCGACAGGUCAAGGUAAUGGAGGACCUCCUGCGACGGCGCCAGCCCAACUCCCUCCCCGCCCUGAUCUACGCCGCCGCCUCAGCGAGCGGCCCGGCCGGCGAAGACCCCACGACGACCACCGCCACGCCCACUCAGGUCACCGGCCUAUUGGAGCGCAAGGUGGAGCGUCUGGAGGCGGAGCUGGACGGUCAUAAGGAGGAGGCCAAGCGGGGCCUGCGAGCCAUGGAGCAACAGUUCCAGAGGAUCAAGCUCAACUAUGAGCAGCAGAUCUCCGAGCUGGAGCAGAAGCUGGUCCAGAGGCAGAACCCGGAGGAGGGGGCGGCCCCCCCGCCCUGCCCCUCCUCCGGGGGCGGCGAGCAGCAGGGUGUGACGGAGGCGCAGCGCAGCGUGGAGCUGGCCCUGCAGGAACAGAUCCAGUCACUCCAACAGCAGCUCUCCACAAAGGCCCCGCCCCCGGAGCCAGAGCGGGCCCCGCCCCCGGAGCCAGAGCGGGCCCGGCGCAGCCCGUCCCGCCACCAGGUCCAGAGCGAGGCGGCCUUCGGGGCCCGCAUCGAGCGGCUCACGCAGGAGCUGGCGGCGAAGACCCGCUCGGUGCAGGAGCUGAGCCGCACCGUGGAGCGCCUGCAGAGGGAGAGGAAGGGCCUGCUGUCGGGCUCCUGGUCCCGAGAGGCGCGCCCGGCCAACGCCAACGCCGCCGCCAGACCCAGGGCCGCGGCGUCCGGCGAUGCCCGGGUGGGCGGGGCCGGCGUAGGCGGAGGGGGAGGGGGAGACGAGGCGGGAGCGCGGGAGGAGGAGGAGAGGUUCCCGGCCGCGCAGUACGAGAAGACGUACCGCCCCGACGCCUUCGCCGGCAGCCACAUCACGGAGGUGCUGGAGGAGAACCAGGCCCUGCGAGAGCAGCUGGGGAGGCUAGAGGAGCGGCCCGACGCAGGGGAGCCCCACGGAGCCCUGGCCCAGGCCCGGGAGGAGCUCUGCAGGCUGAAGGAGAGCACAGCGGAGCAGCUCUCCUCCCUGGUGGCUCAUCAGCAUCUGGAGAUGGACCAGCUCCGGGCCGGCCACGCCCAGGACCACUCCUCAUCCAGGGUGGCCCAGCUCUCCAACAGGCUCAACACCCAGGAGAUCGUGGUGCAGCAUUUGAAAGAGCAGUUGAAAGACUUUAAGGCAACCAAGGACGCACUGGCCGUGUCCAAAAUACGAGAGGAAACGCUGCAAACUCAGCUAACCAGGCUGCUGGAAGAGCUGAGGCAGGCCAGAGAGGCCCACAGCCCCGAGCUGAGGCACCUCCGCGGCCUGGAGGCCAAGAUCUGCAGCAUGGAGCUCAGACACACCCAGCGGGAGGACCAGCUGAAGCAGCUCAUAUGCCAGACCAGGCAGGUGGUGGAGUCAGAGCAGCACUCGGAGGUGGAGCGCUGGAAGGGUCUGGCCCAGGGGAGGAGCAGGGAGGUGGAGGCCUUCCGCCUGGAGCUGGACUCCAUCCUGGACGUCCUGCGGGAGCUGCGCAGGCAAGGGGUGGUGUUCCCCAGCCCGGAAUCCCACCUCCACAUCCCCUCCACCUGGAAGAGCUGAUGACUCACACACAUACAGAGCCACACAUUUCACAAUCACAUUCAUGGUUGUUACAGUUUCACAAAGACUUGCUCAAAAUCUUACCGAGGUCAUCCUAACCACAUUUAUCCCUAAACAGCUGUAACAGUGCCUGUGUGUGUGAUUCAUGAUUUUACAAUCAUGGAUGAGUUUUAUGACUCACACUACUUGGAAACGUCCUUCAUUCAUGUGUGCCUUUGUGUCUGGAACAUUUUCUAAUAUUUCUUGACAACUUCAAUACAAAUUGAAGUAUAUAAAAUACUUUAGUAUUUAUUUUAUUUACUGAAACGCCAAUAAAAUAUGUCCUUCAAA